GAUUUUCUAGCUGUCACAUUAAUAGGCGCGGCCAUGUUGGUCUGUAGUGAAUAAAAUUCAUUUAAUUAUUGCUUUUAGGAAAAUAAAAUUGACACAAUAUGCCCAAAUGCGACCUCAAAACGAGAUACAUCCCCGCGACAUUCGCCUGGACUUUACUGUUGGGCACGACGUUCCUGUUUUUUUAUUUUCCUUGCCAGUAUUAUCUCCACAAACACCCAUGGGUACCUGCAUAUCAAGGUGUCAUAACAUUUUUUGUUUUGGCCAAUUUUACACUGGCCACUUUCAUGGACCCGGGGGUGAUACCAAAAGCCCCACCUGACGAAGACCGCGAGGACGACUUCCGAGCGCCGCUCUACCGCAGCGUGGAGAUAAACGGGAUCACGGUGCGCAUGAAGUGGUGCGUCACGUGCAAGUUCUACAGGCCGCCGAGAUGCUCCCACUGCUCCGUGUGCAAUCAUUGUAUAGAGACAUUCGACCACCACUGCCCAUGGGUGAACAACUGCAUAGGUCGACGGAAUUAUAGGUUCUUUUUCUUCUUUCUAAUAUCGCUCUCAAUACACAUGCUGAGUAUCUUCGGCCUCAGCUUGUACUACAUUAUGAACAACAACAAAACUCUGACGCAGGUCGAGCCUAUAGUGUCUAUGGUGAUUAUGGGCAUAAUAGCGUUACUGGCUAUACCCAUAUUCGGUCUAACCGGUUUCCACAUGGUACUGGUGUCGCGGGGCCGCACCACCAACGAGCAGGUGACGGGCAAGUUCACUGGUGGCUACAACCCCUUCUCGAAGGGGUGCUGGUCGAACUGCUGUUACACGCAAUUUGGCCCGCAGUAUCCUAGCCUCGUCCGCCCCUCGAAGUACAUGUACAAGGGCGGCAAGAAGCGGCGCGACGGCGGCGGCGGCGUCGGCGUCGCGACCAUAGCGGCCGGCGCGGCGCAGGUAAAGACGUACACGGCGGACAACGGCGCCGCGCACCGCCCGCUCGGCGCGCACGCGCACUACAACAAGCUGUCCCCCGGGCGGGAGGAGCACGAGGGCGAGAUGGAGGGUCCCGGGGCCUCGCAGUCAGCGGACUGCGAGCCGACGCCUCCGCCCCUGCAGCGGCGGGGCUCCUCUACGAACCUGUUCCCGGAGCCCCACCACCACCUGCCACCGCGACCGCACCACUACCCGCGGCUCAGCCCGCUCUCGAGGAAUACUAGUCACGGCGGCACCGCGACGUCCGGCUACCGCGUGGUGAUGGAGCCGCUGCGCUACGACGCGGGCGCGAACGGCGCGCGGCCCUCGCCCACCAUGCAGCAGCGCAUCAAGGCGCUCGGCGUGCCCACGCCGCUCGCGCUCAGCAGCCCCGUGCGCAGGUCCAACCCCGGCACGCCCACGCAGCCGCGCCGCCCCGACUUCAUCGGCGUGCGCGGCUCGCCGCAGCGCCGCUUCCUCUCCGAGGGCGAGCUGCUGCGCGACGCGCCCGACGACAUCCGCGAGCUGGCCGCCUCGCCGCAGCGCGGCGGCUACCUGUGGGCCGAGCGCGCGCCGCACGCGCCGCACCAGCCGCACCAGCCGCACCAGCCGCACCAGCACGCCGCGCCGUCCCCGCUGGCGAGGCGGCGGGCGGCGGCGCCGCACGGGGCGCCGCACGGGGGGCCGCACGGGGCGCCGCACGUGCGGCCCGCGCGGCCGCUCUCGUUCGUGCGCGCGCUGGAGGUGCAGGAGCAGCUGGAGCGCGCGCCGCAGAGCGAGCCGCCCGACCGCGCCUCGGUGUACGACUGCAACUACGAGAUCUCCGUGUGAGGGCCGACCGACCGAUUCCAAAGACUUACGCACAAUGCGACAGAUGUUUGCGAUCACUUGUGUAUGUAUAUUUGUGAGCGAUAUGUGAGGGUGAAUUUAGUCUGUACAUAGCCCCCCGCGUUGUGACUCCGAGACGACAUAAUAAUUUUUACAGUACGUAGAUCCGAUUAGUAUAGACUGUGUGUAUAUUGUAUUUAUUAGGUUCGUUUCGCUUCGACCGUUUGAAAUUAUGUGACGAUAUCGAUUAUUUGUUUGACGUGAACGAUAACGAUUUAACUGGGCCGCUAGAUGAUCACGUUUCGUGACAUGCUUUUUGUGUUUUGAUGUUGGAGUCAAAAUUGUCGAUUUGAAUAUAUUAAUACAUACAGUGGGUGGUAACAUUCUACUAAAGGCAUGUGAUGAGGCAUGACCAUGGAAGGUCUGUAACAAGUUAGUGAGUUCGUUCCCGACUACACUUGAGAGUGAUUUUUAAAGAUAUGUGCCAAAUAUUCCGUAGCGAAGGUAGAUCAAAAUAAACGACACUAGUUUAUUUUGAUAAGUUAAAAUUAUUCGGUGAAAAUUUAGAUAAAAUGUGAAAUUUUUUUGUUUGUGAUUUUUUCUAAUUUUCUUUUAUAUCCUUAAAAGUGCAUUUAACGAAAUCCAAUGAAUACAAAUUAAAAAAUUGGAUUAAUUUUUAAAUUACAAAAAUUGAAUCUGAUCGUUUUUUUUAUAUUUAAAAGGGAAUUUAACAGUAAUUAUGUGUAUUGUGUUGCUAGACGUAAUAUUUUUUUAUAUGGCAUGAGUGUUGUGCAAUAGAUCUAAGAUCUCAAAAGUACCGAAUUCUGUUAACGGCCCACGGUAAGUACUUAGGAUGAGUGACUUGAGUGUAGAAAUGAAUAAUGUCGAAAAAAGAUAUAUAAUUAUUAUAAAAUUAAUUAACGGUUUUAAAGAAAUAAUAAUGUAAGGUCAAUAUUUUUCUGUUAAAUAUAUAAGAAUAGUAUUAUUUUGCAUAUUAUUUUUCUAUUUCAUACAAAAAGAAUGAGUGAGUUUUAUUACUUUUUUUUUUUCAAUACAAUUAUGACAGUUUUUACCAUAGUGACGUAGACCGGUGUGGUUAAUAUUGCUAAACAUUGUAAAUAAGUAUUUAUAAAGAUUAUAUAAAUUUGUAACAAGUGAUUGUAACUCGCUAGUGUACUAUAAUGUUACUUCGAAGUGAAACAUAGACAAAGUUUUCUAUUAAAUGUUCAUAGCAUAGACUGUAUAUACAUUUAUUUAUAGAAGAGUACGAAAACGUACAAGGGAGGACGAAAUUAGAUAGGGAUCAGAAGUAUUACAUAUAUAUUAUCACUAUAUUUAUAUGCCUUGGUAAUGUACAGCAAAAUCACCGUGUUAAAAGUGUCUAACGUUAAGUUUGUACAUAUUUAGUUUUAAGGCGAAACUUGUAAAUGUGUUUUCGUUGUGAAUGUUACUAUAUGUAAAAAUUGAUGACGUUUGUUUAUGGUGCCAGUUGACUUCCUUGUUUGACAUAUCAGUAGCGCGGUGUCAGUUAGCGUCGGUUUUAGUGUUGCCAUUCCAUACAGAGUUUGAUUAAAAUAAAGUACAUUGCAAAUAAGUUAUUUUAUGUAAAAUCGCCGGUUCGAUUUUUUGUGAAUGGGUGUUAAAAAAUGACUAUUGAAAUUAUUUCUCUCUGCCCACUUUUUUUUUCCACAUUCCGCCUGAUAUUUUGUUUAUGCCACACGAGUCACCGGGAUAAUGUCACUAAAGAGUUGCCACGCUUUUACACCUCUCGAGUUUAUUCCACUGCACACGAUUGUAACGACGAUAAAUUUGAUUUAAUAUUUUUAAAUAUUGUUAAUGUUAUUAUCACGUUUCACUUGUAUAUUUUUUGUCUUCCGCAGUGUUUUGACCUCGCCUUGUGAUUAAAGUAGUAUCGGUGUAGUCUUCGGCGUACUUAACUCUACGCAUUUGUUAUGUGUUAGCAAAAAUUUACGGAAUGUCAUGUAUAUGGCGCUUAAAAUAACUGAUUCAAGCUAGUCUUGUGGGACGGACCGUCGAGUUACCAAGCAAUUUGAACGUUUGUUACGUAGCACGGACGGUGUAAAGAUGCAGCGCUUUUAGACAAAUUUAUGUGGUUUACAAUUUUACAACACUUUUAAAGUCUAUACAUUACUUUUCAACAAACGUUUUGUUUGUAUUGGUAUGCCUAAAGAAACAAUGUUAAGAGAAUUUUUGUAUGUAAGAAUGACUAUACUGUCGUGCUGUGUAGCAAUCAAAGAUUCUUUACGACGCGUCUGGUUCCCGAACGAAGGGCAUGUUGUAUAUCUUUAAAUGUUGAUUUAAUUAUAAAUGUUUCGUAUAGUAAGUUGUCCAUUUAAGUUACAGACGUAGGUUUAGUACCAGGUUAUUGAAUAGCUCAAAGUGUGUCUGAAAGAACGAUUGGUUAAUAUUGCUCUGUACCACACAGUUAUAAGACUAAUGUGUAUUAUAGUACCUCCUCAGAAUCGUUAUUACCUAUGUGUACGUGACAGUGUUUUAUUUUUGUAUUUUGAUAAAAUUUGUGUAAAUAAUUUUCUUAUUUUAUUGAUAUUAAACUCAAUUAAUCAAGAUA
Molecule: messenger RNA, 4371 nt
Organism: Zerene cesonia (dogface butterfly)
Lineage: Eukaryota; Metazoa; Arthropoda; Insecta; Lepidoptera; Pieridae
Gene: Zdhhc8
Product: palmitoyltransferase ZDHHC8B-like
Exons: 9
Coding region: 99-1784 (561 amino acids)
Biological process (GO): protein palmitoylation
Molecular function (GO): palmitoyltransferase activity
Source: RefSeq, a predicted model, not a curated record